AUGGCGUCCAAAAUCGACUUAUCCUCCCUCCAACGCAUCCCCCUCUCCUACGCCACCUGCUCAAUAGGCUGCAGCCCCAGUGACAGCCUCCCGCGCAAGCUUGAGGCAAUCGCCCAAGCAGGCUUCGUCGCCAUCGAGCUCUCCUUCCCCGACAUACUCGACUACGGCUCCCAUGUGCUAAACCACUCCAUCGAGCCGGAGAACUACUCCGAGCUUCUGACGGUUGCGCGGGAGAUCCGGAAAUUGUGCGAUGCGAAUCAACUGAAGGUCAUGAUGUUGCAGCCAUUUUCGAAUUUCGAGGGCUGGGCUAAGGGCUCGCCGGAGAGGGAGGACGCGUUUAAGAGGGCGCUUGGCUGGAUUGAGAUUAUGAAGGUUGUGGGAACUGAUUUAUUACAGGUGGGCGCGACUGAUACACCUGUCUCCAAAAUCUCCACGGCGCGCGACACCAUUGUCGCUGAUCUCCGAGAACUAGCCGACUUGCUGGCCAAGCAUAACUUUCGGCUCGCCUACGAGAACUGGUGCUGGUCCACGCACGCACCGGGCUGGAAAGACGUCUGGGAGGUUGUGCAAGCCGUCGACAAGCCGAACGUCGGACUGUGUCUCGACACGUUCCAGACAGGCGGCAGCGAAUGGGGCGAUCCGACCACUCAGUCUGGAUUGAUUGAAAAUGUUUCUCAAGAGGAGCUCCGUAGGCGGUUUGAAGCCAGCAUGUGCGAGCUCGCCCGUUCCGUGCCGGCGGAUAAGAUCUACCUGCUCCAGAUCUCGGAUGCGUACAAGGUCUCUCCGCCGCUAGAGGAUAAGACUAUCGAUGGACUAAGACCCCGUGGGCGGUGGAGUCAUGAUUAUAGACCCAUGCCGUAUGAUGGGGGAUAUCUGCCCAUUGAGGAUGUGGCUAGGGCAGUGCUGAAGACGGGGUUUCGGGGUUGGUUCUCGAUGGAGAUCUUUGAUGCGGGUCCACAGGGGAAAGGAAAGAAGUAUGAGAUGGAUGCGUUUGCGAAGAAGGCUAUGGAGAAUAUGCAAAAGCUCUUAACAAAUUGUGCGGCUGAUUGCAAUACAUAG
Penicillium lagena is the source of this 1059-nucleotide messenger RNA. RefSeq names its product sugar phosphate isomerase/epimerase family protein. The transcript is spliced from 2 exons. The record is from RefSeq and is a predicted model, not a curated record. NCBI's taxonomy places the organism in Eukaryota, Fungi, Ascomycota, Eurotiomycetes, Eurotiales, Aspergillaceae. Bases 1 to 1059 code for a protein of 352 amino acids.